AUGCGGAUGUCUAUUCCUGGAUUCUUGGGCCAGGAAGUCUUCCGUGGAACGCGUCCGCAGUUUUCCGCGGAGAGCGCCGCAGAAGGCAGGAAGCUGGAGACGCGCAGCUUCUCUGCAGAAGUCGCGGAAGACCUUCCGAAUCUGAUCGCGAGAAAACGGGAUUUUUUCCUCCACACCCCUCUGAAGGCCAAGUUCAAAGUUCGCGCGAUCCCGCAAAAGAAACCGAGCCGCGCAUGCAUCUAUGCAUGCUCGAAACUUGCGAGCGAAGCGACGGCCUCCCUCAACUUCCGCAGGCCGAGGGACUCCAAAGUGCGGCGACUUUUGGACUUCUGCCGUCAACUCACUCACCUUUUGCGUUUAUUCGACUUCGUUCCAGCCCACAGGUCCCGUCGUUCGCCAGUCACCGCCUCGCUUCUCGCUGCAUCUGCAUCUGUUCGGGCGAAUCUUCGCGUUGCGUGGAGGAGGCUCUCCACGGACUCUUUGCCGCGGAUUCUGUGUUUCGGCUUAUAUUCGGGGAAAAUGGACGCAAACAGCGGACCGCUGCUUCUCUCCCUCGUCGCCUUUCUGGACUCUCUCGGUCUGCGUAAGGCGGCGAAGGCUCUCCGCAAGGACAGCACGGCUCAGGGCCUUCUAACCGGAGAAGAGGCUGAGCUCUUCCCAGGCGCUACGCUGGCGCAGGUCGUCAAGCGCGGCCUGAGAGAGAAGAAGAGACACCGAGAACGCGAAGGAGAGGCGGCUGAAGAGACGCAGGCCGCAGCAGAGUCCAGCGAAAAGAAAAAGAAGAAGGUCGCCCUCGCAGGAUCUGCAGACGCGCCAGAGGCCGCCGGCGAGCGAGAGAAGAAACAGAAGAAAAACAGAUUCGAAGGAAAGACAAAGCAGAGAGCACAGAGGGAAGAGACUCCGUCGGCGGAUAGCGAGGAGGCAGCGGAGACGACUGCGGAGGUCAACGAAACAGAGAAUGGAGAGACAGACGCGUUUGCGAAGAAGGCUGAGAAAGGACAGAAGAACGAACAUGCGUCUGUGCUGCGAAGAUUCAAGCGCGUCGACGAAAGCAAGUGGGUCGAGAAGAUCAAGAAGGAAGACUUGAAAGACAAUUCUUUCUGGAACAAGAAAGACGAUUCGUUUGCUGUGAAGGCCGCACACGAUCUGGGCAAAGUUCGCGGCAGAGACUUCCGGCAUGAAAAAACGAAGAAGAAGAGAGCGAGUUGGAAGGGGUGUGGGGAGAUUCCCAUGACUGUGAACUCGAUUCAGUUUGACUCCAGCGACGACGAAUGAG
Molecule: messenger RNA, 1276 nt
Organism: Toxoplasma gondii ME49
Lineage: Eukaryota; Apicomplexa; Conoidasida; Eucoccidiorida; Sarcocystidae
Product: SRP40, C-terminal domain-containing protein
Exons: 6
Coding region: 1-1275 (424 amino acids)
Source: RefSeq, a predicted model, not a curated record